Molecule: messenger RNA, 3357 nt
Organism: Nannizzia gypsea CBS 118893
Lineage: Eukaryota; Fungi; Ascomycota; Eurotiomycetes; Onygenales; Arthrodermataceae
Product: purine utilization positive regulator
Exons: 3
Coding region: 1-3357 (1118 amino acids)
Biological process (GO): positive regulation of transcription by RNA polymerase II; DNA-templated transcription
Molecular function (GO): zinc ion binding; sequence-specific DNA binding; DNA-binding transcription factor activity, RNA polymerase II-specific
Source: RefSeq, a predicted model, not a curated record
AUGAGCCGUCCUGGUACCAGUGCGAGCCAGAAGUCGAUCAAUCUCGAGGCACAGCCUGGGUCUGCGACCUCGCAUUCCACCUUUCGAAACGUCUCUGCCUGCAAUCGCUGUAGAAUCCGCAAGAAUCGCUGCGACCAGCGACUUCCGCGCUGUCAGUCCUGCGAGAAGGCAAAGGUUCACUGCGUCGGCUACGACCCUGCUACGAAGCGUGAGAUACCGAGAAGCUAUGUCUUCUUCCUCGAGUCUCGUGUUGCAUAUUUGGAGGCCCUUUUGAAGGAGAAUGGCGUUGCGUUUAGGCCGCCCGAGGCGCACGAAGGAGAAGGAGACGAGCUGCGCCAGGCCGACGUAGCGCGCGCGUCCGCGGCAGCAGCAGCAGCAGGAGGAGGAAGGGAUACAGCGCAUGCAAGGGAAGCUGGGACAAAGGAUAAGCUGCCGUUGAACAACAGCAAUGAAAAUAUACCUGGAAGUGGUGACGCAAGGGUGAAGCGUGAGCCGACCAGUCCUUUAUCAGUGGCAGUGAAGGCAACUACCAGGAGCAACAGCAGCCUGUAUAGCAGUAGGAAAUCAUUGACAGACGAUGCGAACAGACGGAUUGAUAAACUGGUCUCCAGCGUUGGGAUGGUGCCUGUCCAGGGCACUUCAGACCCGAGAUACCUGGGCUCUACCUCCGGCAUUUCCUUUGCUCGAGUGGUUUUUUCCGCCGUGAGAUGCUCGGUGUCGUCCAGUGUCUCUGAACGAGGAUCAAUACGGCCGGGCUCCCGUCGACAGUCGGCUGCUGCCAACGCGAACAAGAAUGGUGGUGAUGGUGCUUCGGGCGGAGGCAUGCACUCGAUGAGAGACUCAUAUUUUGGCUUGCAGACAAAGCCGAUCAUGAAGCAGGCGCCUUUCCCAGACCGCGAGGUUGCCCAGAGGCUGGUCAAUCUAUAUUUUGAAUAUUCAAAUGCUCAGAUCCCUAUCUUGCACCGGGUCGAGUUCAUGGAAGUCUUCGAUCGGGUAUACGCCAUGGAGGAAAAGCAACGCUCGGCUCGGGAUCUUUAUUUCCUGAAUAUCGUCUGUGCUAUCGGAGCGGGUGUCAUUUUCGAUGCUAAAGGGGACAGUGAGUCUACGUCUCAGGAGAUGAAGAACGAAAAUGAUACGCGAAGUCCGUCUCCUUCACCAGCAUACAAACGCAGACGGCUAUCAAAUCAACAGCACCAACCAGAGGAGUACCAUGCCUCGGCUGUUGUUCAUCUGGAGUCGUGCCUGGGAUCUUCUUCAUCUACGGAUGGGUUUGGCGGAGGGUUGGAAGAACUACAAGCUGUCCUGUUGUUAGCCAGCUUUGCCCUGCUUCGGCCAGUUGCCCCUGGGCUCUGGUACAUCGCCGGCGUUGCUGUGCGGCUUGCAAUUGACCUUGGCUUGCAUCAUGAGGACGGGACCGGCGUUGACUCGAUCGACGAAGUUGAAGUUGCGCGUCGUAUGUCUCGCAUGGACAGCAUAGACGAACGCUCGUCCGAACAGGUCAGAGCAAAGCUGAAAGUUGAUCCUCGUGAGAGAGGAAGACGAGAGUUCGUCCGUGACUUCAGACGAAGGCUCUGGUGGUGUGUCUACUCAUUUGACCGGCUGGUCAGUACCUGCGUCGGCCGUCCAUUCGGUAUCACUGACCAGGUCAUCACCACCGAGUUUCCGUCCCUCCUUGAUGACGAAUAUAUCACCAAGGCUGGAUUCGUGGCAGCACCCCCGGGGGCUCCUUCGUACAAGCUGGUUGCUCACCAUUACUUCAAGCUGCGCCUCCUCCAGUCUGAGAUACAGGAAGUCCUUCAACAUCAACAGGCAAUGCUAGCUAGGAAAAAUGGCAGAAAUCGCAACAACUCGUUCAUGCAUACAAAACUUCCUUCUCCUUUCUUGCAGAAGUUCGAUAGCUUCCGUUCCUGGCGAAUAGACAUCCACAGGCGUCUCGACGAAUGGAUACAAUCGUCGCCUAAGGCUCAUGAGAUAGGGGUGCAGUUCUCGCUCCAGUUCUUGGAAUUGAACUAUUGGCAGACUCUUAUAAGUCUGUAUAGGCAGAGCUUGACUGUACCAAAGCCACUGGCCUCGGAGAGAACGCCGACAGAAGAUGUAUCGAGCCCCUCGCUAGCGAGUGUUGAGGAACCGGAAGACGAGGACGAUGUUUAUUUAAUGGUUGCGGAAGCAGGCCAGAAAGUGCUGAGAAUAUACAGACAGUUACACCGUGUGCGGCUCGUUAACUUCACCUAUCUUGCAACUCACCACUUGUUCAUGGCAGGCAUAUCGUUUCUAUAUGCUAUUUGGCAUUCGCCUGCCGUGAGGAGUAGGCUUACCCUCGAUGACGUUGACUUCACUGUCCUUGCCGCAACAUCUGUGCUAAAAGAUUUGAUAGAGAAAUGCCCACCUGCUGAAGCAUGUCGGGAUGCAUUUGAGCGGAUGAGCAAAGCAACCGUUCAAAUGGGAUUAUCGACCACUGGCUUUGGCCAGCAAGUAGGUGCUGGUGAACGGCUUUCUACUCACAGCCUCAGCGCUCAAUCACGGCCACAACAUCAGAAUCACAAUCAAAAUUCCGAUGGGCAAUACUUCUACAACACACCUGUCUACAAGCCUCAUCCUCAACACCCGUACUUCCAUGGCCCCAGGUUCUCUCGAACUCUGGAUCCAAUCCCAGAACAGCCCGCAGGCCCCCGUCCUGCUGAACCCAGCACAGACAACCGCUUUAGCAUCAACAAUUUUCUGUCAAACCCCGUCGAUUCGUCUCGGACUGGAAAGACACAAUCUUCCUCGCCCCCACAAUUCCAUGACCACCGCGAUAUACCCAGCCGAGCUGCUUCUACCACUCCUGAAAAACGGUCACCAAAAUCCGCCUCAUGCCAGCUAGAAGAGCCUUUCACACCUAGCCAGUUUAACAGCCAGCUACAAGCUGCAUCUCAACGCCAGCAGCAGCAGCAGCAGCAGCAGCAGCAACUACCACCACCACCAUCACACCACCCACCUACGCAUAAUUACACAUAUACCGACCCCUUUGCGAACCGUACUCCGCAGCCCAAUCCUCACCAGCAUCAGUUCCACUCCCCACAGGCCACUAGCCAAGCAGGAACACAGUUCUACGUCUCUGGACUUGACCUUCUGAACAGCCCUUCUCGUCCGUAUACUUCGGACAGCCAGGUAGUCUACACCAGUGGCGAGGGAAUAGACAUCGACUUAUCCAGUCUUCCGCUUUACUCACCUGAUAGCACCCACGGCGCUAUGACAGGAAACAGUGCCCUCGACCUAGGUUUCGGAGUAGGCACGGCCGUUGAUUUCCAGCAUGACUGGAGCGAGAAUACCGGCUUCGACCUGUUUGACGGCCUAUUUUUCGGUGGGGGAGGGUGA